Chelmon rostratus (copperband butterflyfish) is the source of this 3867-nucleotide messenger RNA. RefSeq names its product pantothenate kinase 4 (inactive) (gene pank4). Gene Ontology annotation, biological process: coenzyme A biosynthetic process. The record is from RefSeq and is a predicted model, not a curated record. The coding region runs from base 7 to 2361 and encodes 784 amino acids. The transcript has 19 exons. Gene Ontology annotation, cellular component: nucleus; cytosol. Gene Ontology annotation, molecular function: pantothenate kinase activity; ATP binding. NCBI's taxonomy places the organism in Eukaryota, Metazoa, Chordata, Actinopteri, Chaetodontiformes, Chaetodontidae.
UCGACCAUGGCGGAAUGUGUUCGACUUGACAGCAGGACAAGUAGCCAUACCAUGGAUAAAAGCAUCACUCUUCCGCCCGACGAAAUAUUCCGAAAUUUGGAAAACGCGAAGCGGUUCGCCAUAGACAUAGGUGAAUCUCUCACAAAGCUUGCCUACUAUUCGACUGUACAGCACAAAGUGGCCAAAGUACGAUCUUUCGACCACGCUACAAAGGAGGAUGCCAGUGAUGAGCUGUAUGAAAUAUCUGAGCAGGAAGAGGUCACGGCACGUCUGCACUUCAUUAAGUUUGAAAAUGCUUACAUUGAAACAUGCUUGGACUUCAUCAAAGACCAUCUGGUCAACACAGAAACCAAAGUUAUCAAAGCCACAGGUGGAGGGGCACACAAGUUCAGAGAGCUCAUUGAGAGGAAACUCGGACUCAAAGUGGACAAAGAGGACGAGAUGACCUGCCUCAUCAAGGGCUGUAACUUUGUGCUGAGGAACAUACCCCACGAGGCCUUCGUGUAUGCCAAGCACGCUGACUCAGAGUUCCGCUUUCAGACGACUCAACCAGACAUCUUCCCUUACCUGCUCGUAAACAUCGGAUCUGGGGUGUCCAUAAUCAAGGUUGAAUCAGAGGACAAAUUUGAGCGAGUAGGAGGAAGCUCAAUAGGUGGAGGGACGUUCUGGGGCCUUGGAGCCUUGCUCACCAAAACAAAGAGAUUUGAUGAGUUGCUACAGCUGGCCUCAAAAGGGCAGCACACAAGUGUCGACAUGCUUGUCAAAGACAUCUAUGGAGGAUCUCACGGUUCUUUGGGCUUGACUGGAGAUCUUAUUGCAAGCAGCUUUGGAAAAUCUGCUACUGCUGACCAAGAGUUCUCUAAAGAAGACCUGGCCAAGAGUUUACUCCAUAUGAUCAGCAACGACAUCGGGCAGCUGGCCUGUCUGUACGCAAAGCUCCACAAACUGUCCAGAGUUUACUUUGGAGGCUUCUUCAUCAGAGGACACCCUGUCACCAUGCACACGAUCACCUACAGCAUCAACUUCUUCACCAAGGGUGAAGUUCAGGCCUUGUUUCUGAGACAUGAAGGUUAUCUCGGAGCCAUUGGAGCAUUUCUGAAAGGAGCAGAGGAGGACAAUCCAAACCAGUACAGUUGGGGUGAGAAUUAUGCGGGAAGCUCAGGCCUGAUGAGCGUUUCACCGGAUAUGAAUCCCAUGCAACGUGCACGCAGUGGAACGUUUGACAUGUUGGAGAUGGACCGUCUGGAGAGGCAGCUGGUGAAUCUGCCUCUGCUGCGGGACCCUUCAUCGUACAUCCCCGACACCAUGGACCUCACAGAGGACGCUCUGGCCCGUGAAUACUGGCUCUACUGCUUCGAGGAGGCCCUAGAUGGGGUGGUUAAGAGAGCUGUAGCCAGCCAGCCUGACAUGCCAGAGGCAGCCGAGCGAGCCGAGAAGUUCCGUCAGAAAUACAGACACAAGCUUCAGACCCUCCGCCACCAACCUUUUGCUUAUGGAUCCCUCACUGUCAGAAGUCUGUUAGACACGAGGGAACACUGUUUAAACGAGUUCAACUUUCCUGAUCCCUACUCUAAGAUUAAACAGAAGGAGAAUGACAUAGCUCUCAAGUACUACCAGAAGGCAGUGAAGUCCCUGGAGGAGUUGAGCUGGGAAGAGAGACAGUUCGCCCUGGUCAGGGGCGUCCUGGCUGGGAAUGUCUUCGACUGGGGAGCCAAGGCCGUGUCGGAUGUCCUCGAAUCUGAUCCUGAGUUUGGGUUUGAGGAAGCUAAGCGACAGUUGGAAGAGCGGCCAUGGCUCAUUGACUCCUAUGACCAAUGGCUUGAGAGACUAAAGGGUCCUCCUCAUAAGUGUGCCUUGUUUUUCGUAGAUAAUAGUGGAGUAGACAUCAUUCUAGGGGUGAUCCCUUUUGUCAGAGAGCUUCUCUCUCGAGGAACAGAGGUUGUGUUGGCCAGCAACUCUGGUCCGGCUUUAAAUGACGUAACGAACGGCGAACUGCAAAUAUUGACCGAGAGAAUCGCGGCCAUGGAUCCAGUGAUUCAGGCUGGUCUGAGGGAGGACAGGUUGACGUUGGUUCAGAGUGGUUCCAGCUCGCCCUGCCUGGAUCUGAGCCGUCUGGACAAAGUUCUGGCGAUGGUGGUGCGGGAGCGACAAACCGACCUGGUGAUCAUCGAGGGAAUGGGCCGUGCCAUUCACACCAACUACUACGCCAUGCUCAGCUGCGAGAGCCUCAAGAUGGCCGUCAUCAAGAACUCGUGGCUGGCCGACCGACUGGGAGGAAAGCUGUUCAGCGUGGUCUUCAAGUACGAGGUACCGGCUGGAAAGCCAACCAGCCAACACUCUGCGGCGCCGACGCCCUCGUGAGCCCGACAGAGCUCGAGUUUGAGCAGGACAGAACGCCGAAGUCGAGCAACCAGAAGGGAUUAGCUGGAGCUCUGAAUGUAAGGAUGGUGAUCGUGUACUGCCACUCAGUGAAUGACUGAUCGCAAAGCUGAUUGUAAAAUUUAGGUGGGUUUUAAAGCUGAUCGUUAACAGGGAGGUUUUACAUUUAAUUUUGAAACAUUGUUGAUUUUAGUGCUGGUUUCAUGGACAUGGUUUACAUUGCUUUGCAGGUCUCUGUCCAACAUCCUGUACAAUCACUUUGCUACCAUCAUUACUGCAUAUUGAUCUUUCUUUGUUUUCAUGUGCAGUCACGGCCUGCGUUCAGGACAUUUUAACAGACUGUUAUGACAGAUGAGAUCUUCAGCUUGUAGGAGAAGGAGUGAAAAACGAAGGUUUUAUUUUGAAAUAUUUUGCAUCAGUCAUUGACAUGCUGCCAACACACAACACUGAGCACCCAUACGGGCAAAUGUGAUUCUUUGGCUGGAGUGUGUUUGUGUGUUAGAGAGAGAGAGCUGCAGCAGUAAUUACAGCUUUCAGCGGUAACACUUUUUACAUGAAGUGUACUUAAUGUGCCUUGAGGCUGAUGUGAUGAAAGCAUCAUUCACUUAGAUUAAGCUUUUUAUUCCUGUUGAAGGCUACGAUACCACACAAGUAUCUGCUUUUGUUUGCCAGCAAUCUCACGCCGUCGUCUCGGAAGCAUCCAUGGAUCUCCCGUGUUAUAUUACUGCCAGUGAAUGAGUUGAGAUCAUGAAAUGAAUCAUUGUCACUGUCGCGUGUGUUGCUGUGGCAUCAUCAGGGAAGACGUUCGAUCAGCGGGCGAAGCAGCACUUUAUCACAGAGAGAUUUGGUCGUGUUCCUCCACAAGGUGGCAGUAUUCUACUGUGACGUAGGUUUUCAUGAUUUCUCCAAUCUUUCCCAGGGUGCUUGGUGUCAAAAAUUAACACUGCAUAUUUCAGGUUAAGUAUUCUAACUGUCUGAUCAAAACAUCACUUGGAACUUCUUGCCACUGAGCUGGCCGUGGCACGAGUCCAGGGAUUCAUUGUAAUUAACUGGCAUGUUCAAGUACACGCUGUAAUCCAUCCCUGAAUCCAAAAUGCAAUUGUUUGAAGGCAAUAAUACUGCAGCACGUAGUCGUAACAAACAAACAUCGAACACUGUGUGAUCGUGAAGUGGCUCGCUGUUUUGGUGACUUCAUCGUGAAUAUCUGAAUUCAAGGCAGGAUCGGAUUUUAAAGGCGUAGGAGUGAAAACGUUCCCUAAAGUUACAGUUACUUGACGUGUGGACUCACAUUGCAAUAUUGUACGUGUCUUUUGUACAUACAUGUGAUAUACAAGUGUGUGUGUGUGUGUGUGUGUGUGUAUGUUUGUACGUGUAUAUAUACAUACAGUAUAUAUAUAAUUCAUUUGCAUCACUUCAGUUAAGCACACCAAGCACAAUUUUGUGUAUUAUUCUCCUGACAAUCAAUUUUAAUUAAAUGGUGAAAACCUU